CCGGCGUUGCUCUCUCGCUCGCUCGCCCCGCGCACGCUCCGCCUCCGCCAGUCGGCUAGCGUAUCUAGUGCGCGGCGUGGAGCCGGACCCGGGGGCGGCCGGGGCUGGGGCUGGGAGCUGGGCGCCAGCCACCGGAGAGGCCCGAGGCGCGAUGGCAGAGAUGGGUAGCAAGGGGGUGACGGCGGGGAAGAUCGCCAGCAACGUGCAGAAGAAGCUCACCCGCGCCCAGGAGAAGGUCCUCCAGAAACUGGGGAAGGCAGAUGAAACAAAGGAUGAGCAGUUUGAACAGUGUGUCCAGAAUUUCAACAAGCAGCUGAAUGAGGGCACCCGGCUGCAGAAGGAUCUCCGGACCUACCUGGCCUCUGUCAAAGCCAUGCAUGAGGCCUCUAAGAAGCUGAAUGAGUGUCUGCAGGAGGUGUAUGAACCUGACUGGCCUGGCAGGGAUGAAGCAAACAAGAUUGCUGAGAACAAUGACCUCCUCUGGAUGGAUUACCACCAGAAGCUAGUGGACCAGGCGCUGCUGACCAUGGACACAUACCUGGGCCAGUUCCCUGACAUCAAGUCACGCAUCGCCAAGCGAGGGCGGAAGCUGGUGGACUAUGACAGUGCCCGGCACCAUUAUGAGUCGCUCCAAACGGCCAAAAAGAAGGAUGACGCCAAAAUUGCCAAGCCUGUCUCGCUGCUUGAGAAAGCCGCCCCCCAGUGGUGUCAAGGCAAACUGCAGGCUCAUCUCGUAGCUCAAACUAACCUGCUCCGAAAUCAGGCCGAGGAGGAGCUCGUCAAAGCCCAGAAGGUGUUUGAGGAGAUGAAUGUGGACCUGCAGGAGGAGCUGCCAUCUCUGUGGAACAGCCGUGUAGGUUUCUACGUCAAUACAUUUCAGAGCAUUGCAGGUCUGGAGGAGAACUUCCACAAGGAGAUGAGCAAGCUCAACCAGAAUCUCAACGACGUGCUGGUCAGUCUGGAGAAGCAGCACGGGAGCAACGCGUUCACGGUCAAGGCCCAGCCCAGAAAGAAAACUAAACUGUUCUCCCGGCUGCGCAGAAAGAAGAACAGGUACCAGCAUGACAACACCCCUGCAAAAGGGAAUAAGAGCCCUUCACCUCCGCCAGACGGCUCCCCUGCCGCCACGCCUGAGAUCAGAGUCAACCAUGAACCCGAGCUGGCCAGCUCUGCCACCCCUGGGGCUGCCCUCCCCAAGUCCCCAUCUCAGCUCCGGAAAGGCCCACCAGUCCCUCCGCCUCCCAAACACACCCCGUCCAAGGAGGUCAAGCAGGAACAGAUCCUCAGCCUGUUUGAUGACACGUUUGUCCCUGAGAUCAGCGUGACCACUCCCUCCCAGUUUGAGGCCCCAGGGCCUUUCUCGGAGCAGGCCAGUCUGCUGGACCUGGAUUUUGACCCCCUCCCGCCUGUGGUGAGCCCCGUGAAGGCACCCACGCCCACUGGUCAGCCAGUCCCAUGGGACCUCUGGGAGUCCACAGAGAGUCCAGCGGGCAGCUUACCUUCCAGAGAGCCCAGUGCUGCUGAGGGCACCUUUGCUGUGGCCUGGCCCAGCCAGAUGGCUGAGUUGGGGCCUGCCCAACCAGCUGACGCCUCGGAGGUGGCGGGUGGGACCCAACCUGCGGCUGGAGCCGUGGAGCCUGGGGAGACGGCAGCAAGUGAAGCAGCCUCCAGCUCUCUGCCUGCCGUUGUGGUGGAGACCUUCUCAGCAGCUGUGAACGGCACUGUGGAGAGCAGCAGUGGGGCUGCACGCUUGGACCUGCCCCCAGGGUUCAUGUUCAAGGUGCAGGCCCAGCACGACUACACGGCUACCGACACAGACGAGCUGCAGCUCCAGGCUGGGGACGUGGUGCUGGUGAUCCCCUUCCAGAACCCUGAAGAGCAGGAUGAAGGCUGGCUCAUGGGCGUGAAGGAGAGUGACUGGAACCAGCACAAGGAGCUGGAGAAAUGCCGGGGUGUCUUCCCCGAGAACUUCACUGAGAGGGUUCAGUGAGAGCAGAGGCUGGUGCAGCUUUCCGGGCAUGUGAAGAACCUUUUCCUGAAAAAUGUGUGUUGUUUUUUUUCUGUUUUCGUUUUUAAACGUUUGGAAAGCAAAGGGAAAUUCAGAGGAGAGACCUAAGCCAAGAGAUGUUCUCCCACAGAUUCAGUUGUUUUCCAAAGAGCCUGGUUUGGGCAAGUCUGGUGGAAUCACCUAUGUUCCUGAAGCUGCUGUGUCCCCUAGUUGAGUUCCUAGCUGCCCCCACCCCUGCCCACACCCUCUGGGUGUCUGCUGCCGCUUGUGUGCCUGGCUGCAGGGCAGGACCUGGGGGCUGCAGAGCCACCACGCUUGCCUGAAGCUUCGGCCGUGCCAUCUGGGCAAGGGUCCUCCUUUCCUGGCAGCUGCUGUGGGUGGGGUCCAAUCUCUCCAUACAUCUUGGACCCAGAUAACCAUCUGGCCUGGCCCUGCCUCGCAGACCGUCUGUGUGCUGUUUGAAAAUAAAUCUUAGUGUUUAAAACAAAAUGAAACAAAAAAAAACCUGACAAAAGCUC
Rhinolophus ferrumequinum (greater horseshoe bat) is the source of this 2526-nucleotide messenger RNA. RefSeq names its product bridging integrator 1 (gene BIN1). The transcript has 20 exons. The coding region runs from base 152 to 1990 and encodes 612 amino acids. NCBI's taxonomy places the organism in Eukaryota, Metazoa, Chordata, Mammalia, Chiroptera, Rhinolophidae. Gene Ontology annotation, cellular component: cytoplasm; synaptic vesicle; plasma membrane. Gene Ontology annotation, biological process: regulation of endocytosis. Gene Ontology annotation, molecular function: tau protein binding; phospholipid binding. The record is from RefSeq and is a predicted model, not a curated record.